AUGUGGUACUAUUUUAACUGUGGCUAUGUGAUUGUGGUGUUGUAUUUACCUUUCUCAUUGUCAAAUCCAUCUAUUAUUGUCAAAUCGCUCCUCCUCCUCACAUGUCUGCAGAGAUAUAGUGUCUCCUUGGAGCAGUGGCAGGUUUCUCUCAUCUGGUCCUUCACUGUGUCCGUUUUCUGCAUUGGGGCGCAGCUGAUCUCAAAAUUUGGCAGAAAGCAAACCCUUUUGUUCAGCAAUUUUGUGGCUAUAAUUGGAGCUGUGUUGAUGCUCUUGAGCCAAACAUCUGUGCCUUUUGAGAUGAUCAUGGUGGGACAAUUUCUCUAUGGCAUCAAUUCAGGAUUCAAUCUUGUAGCUCAUACCGUGUACCUUGUUGAAUGAGCCCCCAAGAGGCUGCGAGGGAUGGUGGGCGUAACCAUCGCUACCUUCCUCUCCUUGGGGAAGUUCAGUGGUCAGUCCUGGGGAUCAGGUGAGUUCAUGAUUAUUGAGAAUACAGGCAACAGAGGAUACAUGGCAAUGUUUGCAACACUGAUCCUCCUCACCAUCACUCUGUACCUGCAAAGUUGGGUCUCCUGGAUGCCGUAUUGCCGCAUGGUCCUCAUUUUCUUCUUCAUUUUCUUUUUUGCCGGUGGACCAGCUGGAGCAUCAGAAAUAUUAACUCUGUCAUUCAAAUCAGCAGGAAACACCCUCGGCUGCACUCUCAACUGGAUAAGCAUGUUUUUGCUGGGACUGCUCUUCCCUUUCAUAGGGGAGACAAUUAAUUACUUUUGUUUUCUCAUAUUCCUGUUUGUCUGCACCGCCUGUGGGCUGUACAUGAAGUUUAAUGUCCCUAAGACCAAGAAUCUGACAGCGCUGGAGAUUUCUGCGUUUCAGAGGAUGCACUGUCAAUCUGGAGGAUCACAUAAGAAAAAAAUCCCCUGA
This is a messenger RNA of Perca fluviatilis (European perch), 918 nucleotides long. RefSeq names its product solute carrier family 2 member 11, like (gene slc2a11l). Gene Ontology annotation, biological process: monosaccharide transmembrane transport. Gene Ontology annotation, molecular function: hexose transmembrane transporter activity. Gene Ontology annotation, cellular component: membrane. The record is from RefSeq and is a predicted model, not a curated record. Lineage: Eukaryota; Metazoa; Chordata; Actinopteri; Perciformes; Percidae.